AUGCGCUUUUCCACAACAAACAGAUUGGAAGAACAUGUUCGGCUUGAGCACAUAAAACCUCCUAAACCAGUCAAGGAAGUUCCUGUUGUUGUGAAGAAGGAGAGCUGUUACGGUUGGCGACCGCGGGUGUACUAUCCUGUUCGCGCGCCUGCGUGUCGAAGAUUGGAUAAACAAAGCACUCUGUGUAUAUGGAACAAGCAUAAUUUCGAAGUCACCUUCACUCCGAUCGACUGCAACGCUGAUGUGAGAGGAGCUCAGCGAAGAAAACGUUUCCAUCGCCAUGCUUACCGUAUACAGCCUACCAGUUCACUGCCUCCAAAGUUAGCAAGACAGGAUGAUAAUGUAGUCAGUAGUCAAGUAAGUGUUUUCUUCUACAUUUCCAUACUUCUUUGCAUUGCGGUUUCUUUUACUUUUAUUAGUGGUCCUUUUGUGUAG
Messenger RNA from Cooperia oncophora, 435 nucleotides. The record is from the annotation of a GenBank genome assembly. NCBI's taxonomy places the organism in Eukaryota, Metazoa, Nematoda, Chromadorea, Rhabditida, Trichostrongylidae.